Messenger RNA from Macrosiphum euphorbiae (potato aphid), 1734 nucleotides. The record is from the annotation of a GenBank genome assembly. Lineage: Eukaryota; Metazoa; Arthropoda; Insecta; Hemiptera; Aphididae.
AUGGCUAGAAUGUUACAAGAGAAUGUUGUUACUUAUAAAACGCCAGCUUUGGCACAUUUAUUCCAUUCAUUCCCACAUCUAAAUGUCAGUGGUCACCAUGUUAACUCUGCAUUUGCCCCAUGGAGUGAACUUUAUUUGGAAUCGCUUGGUAUUCUGGGUUCUAUUCCCUCCGUGUGGUUGAUAAUUACAAUGUUUUUAUUGUUAAUUUAUCUAAUGACAAGAUGCUGUGAUCGAAAACCUCGACCAAGGCAUAGUAUUGUUGUGCUCAAAUGGACCUUAGCAAUAUUUACUGUUUUAUCAUGUGGUGCUGUUGGCGUUAGCUUAUAUGGUAAUGACGAUUUACAUAAUGGAGUUGUUCAAUUUCUGACAUCAGCUAGAGCUUUGGAUGACUUAGUUAUUAGUGUUAAAAAUCAGACAUCAGAUAUUGAAAUAUUGCUUCAAGUGAACAUUCAUGACAAACUAACAAAUAUAGGUGAUAUCAUUGAUUCACCGGUUGCAAAUUUGACUGCUCGAGGACAAAUUGUUACUGCUCUUAGCACUUUAGUUGGCAACGCAGCUUCAACUUUGACAAAUAUUCGUGGUAUCAGUAAUUCUUUGCGUGGAGUAAAUCUGACUCCAUUUAUUGAUGAUGUGUAUUUAAUGGAAACAAUAAGAUGGCCAUUGACAAUGGGUGUUCUUAGCAUUCUAUUGGUAUUCUGUGUUAUACUUUUGUUUGGAGUAGCCAGACAUUCUCGUUGUGCUUUAAUCAUGUUCUCUGUUUUUGGGCUGUUUGCUGUCAUCAUAUCAUGGCUUACUGCAUCUAUUUAUUUAACUGCUGCAGUUGCAUUGGGUGACUUUUGUAUGAAUCCAAAUGAAUGGUUGGAACGUGAUUGGACUCCAUCGUCUCUGCGUCCAGACACAUUAUCUUUCUAUACAACAUGUGAAGGUAGUAAUAAUCCAACUGGUAGUACGCGGACCAACCCAUUUAGUAUGGCAAUACGUCAAGCAUCAACUUCAGUUGAUGCAACUAAUUACCAGCUCGAUAUUGUAACACGUCUUGCUACAACUUUAUAUCCCCCCUCAACUACUAGAGAAGAUAUGCCAUUACUAUUACAAAAAAUGAGAAUGGAUGUUGAAAACGCUGCUAGAAUGGUAUCUGCUUUACCUGCUUCACUCGAAUGUCGACAAAUACACGUGCAGUACAAUCGAGCUUUACAUGCCUCUUGUGAUCUUGCUCUAUUUGGAUUGGCAUUAAUGUUAUUAGCAAGUGUAGUAUCUGGGAUAUUCUUUACAAUUUUGGUAUGGCUAGAUUCUCAUACAUGGAUAUACAUAAGAAAGAAGCAAGAUUAUGCAAAAGCAGAAGAAAGAGAUCCUUUCCUGGGACGACCAGGAUCCACAGCAAGCAGUUCACAAUCCCAUGGACAUCAAAUGUCUACACUUACACGAAACCAAGGACCACGAGACGAAUACGGAAUGGGUAGUGGUAUAGCAACGUUAAAUGGCCGUAAUGGCAGUUACAUGCAUGAAAGCGGUCCAUCCAAAGUUGGGCCACAAUACGCUACUUUAAACCGUAAAUUUCGCACACUCGAACAUCCAGGUGCGCGUGGUGCACCCCAUCCACCACCAUCAUUCCGCGGUGUACCAACCUAUUCCAAUACUCUAGGGUACAAUCGCAAACCUAAUCAGUCUAAUGAUCGUCAAUACUCUACACUAAGCCGUAAAUGCAAAACACUAGAAUCUUCGGAUUUCUACUGA